AUGGAUGAUGCUAGAAGUUUCAGAAUCCUAGUUGGAGGAUUGAUUUACCUAACCCACACUCGCCCCGAUAUUGUAUUCUCUGUUGGUGUCAUUUCCAGGUUCAUGCAACAAUCUUCAAAGGUUCAUUUUGGAGCAGCAAAAAGGGUUCUGCGUUAUAUCGCUGGAACUAUGGAUUAUGGUAUUUGGUAUUCACAAGUUUCUAAUUUUAGAUUAUGUGGGUUCACUGAUAGUGACUAUGUGGGUUCGUUGGAUGAUAGACAGAGCAUUUCAGCUCAUGUUUCCACUCUAGGUUCAGGUGUGGUGACUUGGAGUUCAAAGAAGCAAGCUACAACAACGUUGUCAACCUUAGAAGCUGAGUACUUCGCAGCAACUUCAGCAACUUAUCAAGCCAUCUGGCUUAGAAGGAUGUUAGCAGAACUUCUAUAA
Capsicum annuum is the source of this 426-nucleotide messenger RNA. Its product is annotated as secreted RxLR effector protein 161-like. The coding region runs from base 1 to 426 and encodes 141 amino acids. The record is from RefSeq and is a predicted model, not a curated record. The transcript has a single exon. NCBI's taxonomy places the organism in Eukaryota, Viridiplantae, Streptophyta, Magnoliopsida, Solanales, Solanaceae.